Molecule: messenger RNA, 1749 nt
Organism: Phytophthora megakarya
Lineage: Eukaryota; Oomycota; Peronosporomycetes; Peronosporales; Peronosporaceae
Source: the annotation of a GenBank genome assembly
AUGAUCAACUAUUCACCAUGGGCUUCCCCGAUCGUGGUGAUCAUCAAAAAGAAUGGGGUGGAUAUCAGGCUGUGUAUCGAUUAUCGGCUGGUUAACAGCUUAACUCAGCUGAUGAUCUAUCCAAUGCCCUUGAUCAACGACCUACUUGAAGAUCUGGAGUCGACACUUUGGUACUGUUCCUUGGAUAUGGCGAGCGGAUUUUGGGUAGUGAAGAUGACGGAUCGAGCUCGGUUGAUCUCGGCUUUUAUUACUCCCUUUGGGCUAUUUGAGUGGAACCGAAUGCCUUUCGGUUUGAAGAAUGCGCCACAGGUCUACCAACGUAUGAUCGACAACGCGCUAUAUGGAUUCAUCCGGAUCCCGAGGUCUGAAGAUCACGAGGGUGCUCUAGAUGUAUUUGAGAAUGGGGAACCGGUGGAUCCAGGCAAACUAUCGGUGCUUGGUCGUAGAUCAUAUAUAGAUGACAUCCUGAUCCCCGCCAACAACCGGGAUCAACUAUGUGAUCGGGUCGAAGGUUUACUCAAAGCAUGUGAUGAGUGGAAUCUGUCGAUCAGUAGUUUCUGUGGAAUGCCUAAGGUGGAAUAUCUCGGGCAUAGGGUCUCGCACAAUGGUCUGGAGGCGAAUCCGAAGGAUCUGUCUGCGUUGACGGAUCUAGCAUUUCCAGUAUCACUCAGAGCUAUGCAGUCAUUUUUGGGAAGUCUGCACUAUUAUAGCCGAUUUAUCGAAGACUACGUGAUCUACGCGUCGGUUCUGUAUGAAUUGCGAGAAAUCGACUUUGUUGCGAUGAUGAAAGAAGCUACCCAAGCACGGAUCCAACAUGAGGAGAAUGUGGAUCAGGGAUAUCAGGAAGAUCAGGGUGUCGACCACCGAAAGACCUUGGAUCUGGAGGCGCCAGAUCCUACUGAGGUAGAUCCACGCUGGAUCCAUGCCCAUCGGUCCUUCAGCGUGCUUAAAACCAGGAUCGCUACGACUCCGAUCUUACGGCACUUUGACCCAGAUCGGAAGGCCACAGUUGUGGUGUAUGCUAGCGAUUGUGCCAUUUCGGGAGGAAUACGACCAGAUCUAUUACCCCGUGAUGUUUGCCAGCCGUACUCUGAAGUCGACGAGCUAAACUAUGGCAUCGUGGAGAAGGAGGUAUUAGCACUUCUGAGGAUCCAGGAUCUUAACUAUAAUGCGUUGGUCGGGCGUCCGAUCCAUGUGUUGACCCGACACUCAACAUUGGCGUGGCUCUUCAUAUCCACCGCCCUACAAGGACGUCUAGGACAGUGGGCCGCUCUGUUGUUGCCCUGGACACUUGAGAUCACCAAGUGUGUCAAAGGAGAGGACGAGAUCUUAGGAGCACUGGCGGCCAGUAUUACUCCUAGAUCAGAAGUGGAUAAGGCAUUGAUCUCAAUUGCCCCUAAAAAGGAGCUUAGACGCAAGAUCCAAGGUCCGAUCCCCACUAUUAGACGAGAUGAGGAGCUAUACGUCAUCAGUUUCGAUGGUUCGGCCCGUGUCAAGAGAGGUGGAGGCACCUACAGCGCGACCUUGUGGAAGCUGCUCGAAUGGAGGGUGCUGAAAGCUAGAUCAGAGCAUGCCGAAGGCUUGACGGUGAAUGAGGCGGAAUAUCAUGAGUUGUUGCUAUGUCUGGAUCUGUUGGAAGAUCUGGACCCACGACGUCUGGUGAUCCGCGGAGACUCAAACCUGGUGAUCCGGCAAGUACGAGGAGAGAUCGAUUGUAAGGCGCCAGGUCUGACACUGUUACGCCAGUGA